AUGACGACGAUAAAUACGCCGAGAUACUCAACCUCGCGGCAAAAAGCCUGCCGUCAAUGUUCCGCCGCCAAGGCGCGCUGCCAGCGCCGACCAGACAAUGUACGUUGUGCUAGAUGCGCGCAGCGUGGCGUGCCUUGCUCCUAUGCUCUCUAUCAGCCAUCGAGGCAGUCAGAACACCAAAGUCUAGACAAUACAGGAGCAAUACCAGCAAGUCCGUUCUCCAUGACGGAAUUGUCGUUCCCAAGUCCCGAACGUUUGCUGGAAAGUGCGCACUAUGGCGGGGAGGCUCGGCCACAAGCGCAUGCCCCAAAUUCUCCGAGCACGACAAUCUCGACAACAUUCUCCUCGGAUCAGGCAAGGAGUAUGACAAUUGCUACGUUGCCGGCUACUUGUAGUGAAGCCGCCGAAGAUCUCGAUUUUUCAACCCUCAAUCUCCUGUGCCCAAUCAACGCUGAGGAUAUCCAGAACCGCUGGAUCCAGACCUAUAUUCCAGUCCCCGGGCAGACUGUCAAGAACUAUCCAAAGGGAGUGGCGAAGUUUAUCUACCGGACACUCAAGUCCUAUGCAGCCUCCGCGGUGCACGGUCGAGGCAUUCUUCCCUUCCUCCACCCAAGGCAGCUGGCCGGACGACUGGCGGAUUCGCCGUUAACGACGUGCCUGAGCCUUGUGCGUGUAUGUGCGAAUCAAAUACCUGGGAGCCAGAACGCUACAGCUGGGAUCCUACAGCGAGAGAUGGACGCCGUGUAUGAGUCUCGCAGCAUGUACAACCCAAAGGCACUAUUCGCCGCGUUCCAGGCAUACCUCAUAUAUACCAUGGUCAUGUUCUUCCAACUAAGUCAGGACAGCGAGCGCCAGUUCCGUGAUAUUGUGACGAAACUGCAAGAGCUAGCAUGCGCGUCUGCACGAGAUGGACUUAUCUGUGCGGCCGAUCAGCAGCGCGUGCGGCCACGAUGGGAAGAGUGGAUUGUCGCCGAGGCAAAGCGGCGCACGUUGUAUGUCAUGUACCUAUUUGACAGCAUCCUUGCAACGGAAGAAGGACUGCCGACAUUUCUCGGGGUCGAACUGCACGGAUUGCCGGCGCCGGCAAAUAAGCUCCUAUGGCAGGCGGGCAGUCGAUACGAGUGGGAGAGGGAGUACAACAUCCACCUGGCACAUUGGAUGGAGGGGAGUUUGACCAUUGACGAGCUAUGGCCGAGGCCUGCGGAUUUUAAUGAGAGCGAUGUUGCACGGAGAGGUGCACGAGUCGAUCGCUGGUUGGAGAAUUUGGAUGAAUAUGGGACUAUGCUCUACGCGAUCAUGCAGUGCACUCAUGGUUAA
Molecule: messenger RNA, 1317 nt
Organism: Aspergillus calidoustus
Lineage: Eukaryota; Fungi; Ascomycota; Eurotiomycetes; Eurotiales; Aspergillaceae
Source: the annotation of a GenBank genome assembly